AUGGCCGAAACUGCAUUGUCCUUGGCUCGUGAUCAUUUGUUUCCGUUCUUAAAGGAAGUUGGCAACAUGAUCAGGGGCGUCCCAAAAGAUGUUGAUGACAUGAAAAAUGAACUAGAAAGGAUUCAAGCCAUCAUUCAUGAUGCAGAUAGAGUGGCUGCAGCUGGAGACUGUUCCACACGAGAAAAAGUUAAAGCAAAGGUUAAGCUGCUGAUAGAAGUAGCUUUUAGCAUGGAAGAUGUAAUUGAUGAGUAUGUGAUCCAUCAGGAACAAGAGCCUCGUGAUCCUGGAUGUGCAGCUUUUCCCUGUCAUCCUGCUGACCUCAUCGAAACCUUGAUGCUUCGUCUUCAAAUAGCAUAUAAGAUUCAGGAUGUUAAAUCACAAGUUCGUGCAUUCAACGAAAGCAGUGAAAGGAAGAGUGACUUCAGAAUCCAACCUUUUCUAGAAAAAGAACCAAGCAGCUCUAGUGGAAACCAAAACAAGACUUUGGAGAAGAUUCGAAAGGCUCCCCUUUACAUGGAAGAAGCUCAAAUUGUGGGCUUUGAAGCACCCAGAGAUGAAUUGGUUGGUUGGUUGAUAGAGGCAAGAGCAGAGCGCACUGUAAUCUCUGUGGUAGGAAUGGGAGGGCUGGGAAAGACCACUCUUGCCAAGAAAGUGUUUGACAACAAGGAGGUGAUCGGGUUCUUUGAUUGCCAUGCGUGGAUCACAGUGUCUCAGUCCUAUACUGUUGAUGGCCUGUUGAAGGACAUAUUGAAGAAGUUUUGCGAAGGAAAACAUGUGGAUCCUCCUCAAAAUAUUUCUACAAUGGAAGGCGAUUCAUUGAUAGAUGGAGUAAGAAACUACUUGAGCAAAAAGAGGUACGUGAUUGUCUUUGAUGAUGUGUGGGCUGUAAACUUUUGGGAUGAGAUUGAAUUUGCUACUCUUGAUAGUCAAAAUGGAAGUAGGAUAAUUAUGACUACUAGGGACAUGAAAGUAGCCGAGUCAUGUAAAAAAUCUUCUUUUGUUAAAAUACAUGAAUUAAAACCUCUAUCUCCAACACAGUCAUGGGAACUCUUUUGCAAGAAGGCAUUCCAAUUUGAAUUUAAUGGGUAUUGCCCAGCAGAGUUAGAGCAUAUAUCUUCUGAGAUUGUUGAAAAAUAUUAG
Abrus precatorius (Indian licorice) is the source of this 1140-nucleotide messenger RNA. Its product is annotated as disease resistance protein RPM1-like. The record is from RefSeq and is a predicted model, not a curated record. Bases 1 to 1140 code for a protein of 379 amino acids. The transcript has a single exon. Lineage: Eukaryota; Viridiplantae; Streptophyta; Magnoliopsida; Fabales; Fabaceae. Gene Ontology annotation, molecular function: ADP binding.